AUGGGUGUAAAAGUUUCAUCUAAGAUCAAACGGAUUCUCGCAUCCACAGGUUUAGCUUAUUCGGGGAAUUCAAGUCCCAAAGAUGGUGAUGACGUGGAUGUCCGGGAAGAAUAUGCAAACGCCUUCCGUACAGAAUCAUACAAUCAGUUUUGGACACGUGUUAUCUACUUAAGCCGCAAAAAGUCCACGACGUCUUCUUCUUCUUCUUCACCCGCCGAAUCUUCCUCCACGUCAGCUCGUCUUAUGUCAUACCGCCUCUUCGCACAAAAUCUCCUAGACCCGGACCCGUACACCGUCACACGAAUCCUGGAUCUAGCCCGGGUCGGACGAUCCACCCGAGUUCUUCUCUCUGAUUACUUCUUGGAGACGGCAAACACUUUCUUGUUAUGCACGUUAUUACUUAAAAACAUCCAUCGUCUCCGUUCUAAAUACGAAUCCCUGAAACCUACUUUUCAGUCGGAAAAUAACGAUAAUUCGUUGGCUUUAAUGGAUCAUUUUACGGAGCUAUCAAGAUGGUUUGACCCAUUUAUCUCGUCGGGCUCUCGGAUUCAGUUAAUCAGAUCCGGGUGUUUAAAUCUGUUAAAACGGUUAGAGUCGAACCGAGACAAGACACGAGCCAAGCUCAAGCUCAUCAACGGACUAACUCAUAGCUCAGGGAUUCUCGUUUUGGCUCUAACCACUACAUUGAUUGUAACCAUAGCCUCUCACGCCUUUGCUUUGAUCAUAGCCGGUCCGACUCUUUUAACCGGUAGAUUCAAACCGGCCGGUUUAAGAAACAAGCUAACGAAAACAGCUGCUCGGCUCGACGUGGCUGCAAAAGGUGCUUACAUUUUAAGCCGUGACUUGGACACGAUAAGCCGGUUAGUGACUCGGAUUAACGAUGAGGUGGAGCACGUUCGAGCUAUGGCUGAGUUUUGGGCUGGGAGAGGGUCCGGUCGGGUUCGAGCCAGUGAAGAGGUGGCUCGAGAGUUGAAGAGAUGUGAAGAGAGCUUCAGUGAAGAGCUUGAUGAGCUUGAAGAACAUAUCUACUUGUGUUUCAUGACUAUUAAUCGGGCAAGGAAUCUUGUGGUUAGAGAGAUUUUGGAUCCUGAUGAUCCACCUGAUUGUUCAUUCGCUCCCAAAUCCAAAUAA
This is a messenger RNA of Microthlaspi erraticum, 1131 nucleotides long. The record is from the annotation of a GenBank genome assembly. Lineage: Eukaryota; Viridiplantae; Streptophyta; Magnoliopsida; Brassicales; Brassicaceae.